UUAGAGGUGGGUUCGCCCUGCGUGGGAAAGUUACAGUGAAUGUGCCACGUCUGCUAGGAUCAGGGAGUCAUGAACGUGCCAGAGGCCGUUGUCCUUAAGCCUUCAGCUAUAUUCCUAGCUCUAUGAAGUCGGGGGUCCUUUCUCUGUUUUUGUGGGAACUUCUUUCCAGCUCCAGCAACAUGAGGCUUUUCUUGUGGAACGCGGUGUUGACGCUGUCGGUCACUUCUUUGAGCGGGGCUCUGAUCCCUGAACCAGAAGUGAAAAUUGAGGUGCUCCAGAAACCUUUCAUCUGCCAUCGCAAGACCAAAGGGGGGGAUUUGAUGUUGGUGCACUAUGAAGGUUACUUAGAAAAGGAUGGCUCCUUAUUUCACUCCACUCACAAACAUAACAAUGGUCAGCCCAUUUGGUUUACCUUGGGCAUCCUGGAGGCUCUCAAAGGUUGGGACCAGGGCUUGAAGGGAAUGUGUGUAGGAGAGAAGAGAAAGCUCACCAUUCCUCCUGCCCUGGGCUAUGGAAAAGAAGGAAAAGGUAAAAUUCCCCCAGAGAGUACACUGAUAUUCAACAUCGAUCUCCUGGAGAUUCGAAAUGGACCAAGAUCCCAUGAGUCAUUCCAAGAAAUGGAUCUUAAUGAUGACUGGAAACUCUCUAAAGCUGAGGUGAAAGUGUAUUUAAAGAAGGAGUUUGAAAAGCAUGGUGCCGUGGUAAAUGAAAGUCAUCAUGAUGUUUUGGUGGAGGAUAUUUUUGAUAAAGAAGAUGAAGACAAAGAUGGAUUUAUAUCUGCCAGAGAAUUUACAUAUAAACAUGAUGAGUUAUAGAGAUACAUGUGCCCAUUUUAUAUGACAUGCAUCCGUAAAGACAGGACAA
Messenger RNA from Lontra canadensis (Northern American river otter), 864 nucleotides. RefSeq names its product FKBP prolyl isomerase 14 (gene FKBP14). The record is from RefSeq and is a predicted model, not a curated record. The transcript has 4 exons. NCBI's taxonomy places the organism in Eukaryota, Metazoa, Chordata, Mammalia, Carnivora, Mustelidae. Gene Ontology annotation, molecular function: peptidyl-prolyl cis-trans isomerase activity; calcium ion binding. Bases 123 to 815 code for a protein of 230 amino acids.